Maniola jurtina (meadow brown) is the source of this 1166-nucleotide messenger RNA. Its product is annotated as acyl-coenzyme A diphosphatase NUDT19-like. The record is from RefSeq and is a predicted model, not a curated record. NCBI's taxonomy places the organism in Eukaryota, Metazoa, Arthropoda, Insecta, Lepidoptera, Nymphalidae. Gene Ontology annotation, molecular function: hydrolase activity, acting on acid anhydrides, in phosphorus-containing anhydrides. Bases 90 to 1166 code for a protein of 358 amino acids. Gene Ontology annotation, cellular component: mitochondrion. The transcript is spliced from 5 exons.
CGGCCUUGUAUAAUAACCCCUAGACCGCUAAACUGAAACUUUUUUACUGUUCUAUUUGGUGAUAAAACGAAAGUGACAUUGGUGGAAUCAUGAAAAGAGCAAUCGGAAAGUGCUGGCGUGAAUCAGCAUCGUUGAUAGUGCUUGCUAAGCGUAAUGUGGACGUUUCAUCGAGUAGGAACGCAGGGGGCAGUAACUAUGAUAUUUUAUUGCAGACUCGGACACAUAACGCUUCGUUCUCGAACGGUGUAGUGUUUCCGGGCGGUGUGAGUGAGGAGGCGGAUGCGAGUGAGCAUUGGUUGCACCUCCUCAGCUCUUUCGGCUUCGGCCAGAACGAUUUCGAGGCUCUACAUCGUUCUAGAGCACUUGCAUCACCUAUAUUUGCCAGUAACCCCAUCCGAAGACACAUAGCAUUGAGGAUAAGUGCAAUAAGGGAGACUUUUGAGGAGCUCGGCCUCCUUAUAUGCAGCUCCAAACAUAAAGCAGACAGAAGUGGCAAAUGGGCAGAUGUAUUAGCUGAUGUUGAUGUCAAAUAUUGGCAGAGUCGGGUGAGUAAAGAUCCUGCUGAGCUUUUCAACCUCUGCAAGCAGUACAGCUGUUAUCCGGACAUAUGGGCGCUUCACUACUGGAGCAACUGGCUGACUCCCUCUAAGGCACGGGUGCGGUUCGACACUGCGUUCUUUGUGACCGCCUUGAAGGAACAACCGACUGGGAUUCAAGCCAACAGCGAAGUAGUGAAAGCUGAGUGGGAAACUCCAUUGAAUAUUUUGGCAAGAAAUAGUAGAAAGGAAGUGCAAUUGUACCCACCACAGGGCUAUGAGUUCCAUCGACUGUCCAAAUUCAAUGACAUAGAGGAAUUGGUACAAUUUGCAAAGGAAAUAAGCUGCAAGGGUAAUGAACUCUUCUACCCUGUUCAUGUGCAAGCAAAGGAUGGUGCUAUACAUCUUUUGCCAGGCGACUACAGCUACCCAUCAAAUGUAGACCUCGAUGACGUGUCGGUGCUAAAAGAAGAAAAGACUAUACUAGAACUAAGAGACACUAAGCAAACACUUCACCGCUUCGAAAUAUCGAAAGAAGAAGUGGUAUUAGUUACACAAAAUUAUACACCCAAAAACCAUAUCACCAUGGACAAUCAAGUCGUGCCUCUUAAUGUUGUUACAAUACAUUAA